UUGAGAGGUUUUCAGUUAAAGUAACAUACAAAAAAAAAUCUUGAAGGUGUAAAUGUAUGACACACUGUUUAGUGGAAGCAAUGGAGAUGCUAUUUUUCAGUUGAAGCAGGAAGUGUGCUGUGAAUAUAAAGGAUUGGGCACAGUAAGUUUGACCAAUUACAGUACAAGUAGCUUACCAAGUCCCAAGGUUUGACCGUUUUACAAUGCCCUUCCCACUUGCAGGAAUUCAUUUACCAAUGAGUUCACAGGAUUAUGCCAUAUGACUGCCUUUCCAAACAAAUGCCUGAAUAUUAGACAGUUCUGAAACGAAAAUGUGCUAUAGUUUUGCAUAAAAUUCAGUGAGUCACAGCAAAAUCUGUUUGAUAUUACACCUUGGUGGAGGAUUAGCUACCCUGUUCUCAAAAGAAGAUACUACAAGAGACUAUUUUUAAAGAAACAAUAUCAUAAAUGGUUCAGUGGAUGAAAUUCAAGAAAAUGACAAACAGCACAUCGGGCUGGAAACGGCACAAGUUUACAAACACUGCUGCCUUUUCUUUUAUUUGUCUGUCUUUCACUGUAAUUCUCUGGCAGACUAAAAAACUCACCUGCCCCCUCGAUGACUUGCACCCAAGGAAAAUUCGCCAGCUUGAGGAGGAAAAGGACAUCCUCACUUGCUCCAGAAUCAUUCAAGGUGAUACAGAGGCCAUCGAGGAAGCGCUUCGAAGCAGGAUUCUUGUUGCAAAUAAGAAAAAACCUUUAACAGAAGCGUACUUUUUAAGCAUUACGCAGAACUGCGAAGCUUAUGUUCAAGAAAGAAAGUUCAUCACAUUCCCGCUGAGCAAAGAGGAAAAAGACUUCCCCAUUGCCUACUCCAUGGUGAUCCAUGAAAAAAUUGAGACGUUUGAGAGGCUUCUGCGCGCCAUAUACACCCCUCAGAAUGUGUACUGCGUGCACGUGGAUCAGAAAUCUUCAGAGGAGUUCAAGAAUGCUGUAAAAGCCAUUGCGUCCUGCUUUCCAAAUGUAUUUUUGGCCAGAAAACUGGAAAAGGUCAUCUACGCCACUUGGUCAAGGGUGCAGGCAGACUUGAACUGCAUGGAGGACUUGCUGAACUCAACUGUACAAUGGAGGUAUCUGCUCAACACCUGCGGCACCGAUUUUCCCAUUAAAACCAACCUGGAAAUCGUGCAUGCCCUCAAAGCCCUCAACGGCAGGAACAGCCUUGAAUCAGAGUCCACCCCGAGGCAUAAAAAAGACCGCUGGUUGUACCAUUACGAGGUCAAGGAUCACAUAAGUAGGACUGAAACCAAAAAGAGCCCCCCUCCCAUUGGCUCCCCCAUGUUCUCCGGUAACGCAUACUUUGUCGUGACCAGGGAUUUUGUCAAACACGUGUUUGAAAACCCGGAGACACAGAAACUACUUGAAUGGGAAAAGGACACCUACAGCCCUGAUGAGCACCUUUGGGCAACGCUGCAGAGGAUGUCUGGGGUGCCGGGGUCGAAUCCCAUCAACGAGAAAUUCCACACCUCCGACAUGAUUGCCAUUGCUCGACUGGUAAAAUGGGAGUAUUUGGAAGGCGACAUUCAGAAAGGAUCUUCCUAUCCACGCUGUACGGGUGUUCACCGCAGAUCGGUCUGUGUCUAUGGAUCUGGGGACCUCCACUGGAUGUUGCAUCAACAUCACCUCUUUGCCAAUAAGUUUGAUCCCGAAGUGGAUGACACAGCUAUCAAAUGUCUCGAGGUAUACCUUCGCUUGAAAGCGCUCCACAACAGAGAUUUACAUGUACAAUAUGCCCCUGAAUAAGGGACUGCUUUCAUUUCCACAUAAAUACAGUACAUGAGAUAGCAAAACAGACUGUGAGAUCUUCCAAGUAAUCCUGCACAAAACAGGAGGGCACAUAUAUUCAAACUUAAACCUGAUGCUGAUCACUACAGACAAAUAACUACAUUUAAGUCUAAACUUUCACAAUUUAAGAUGAGUUCACAAAUAUUUUCUUAAAUUAGGAUUUACUUUAUUAAUUGCAAUGGUACUUUACCUUCAAUAAUAUAUUUUUGGAAAGCAUUAAAAAUAGAUGCAGAUGGUAAUACAGAGCAAACAAGUGAAAUAUAUGAAAAUGGUUUUAGACAUUUAAAUGUUUAAUAUAAUUCUUUAUUUAAUUUUUUUUCCUGUGGUUUAUAGAUUAAUUCCUCAUUCCCGUCAACUGCACAAACUCCACUUGCACUCCCUGGCAAACCCACUUUUUGUGCUCGAUGCCUUAAAAUUGUACUUUCCAUUUAAAUGACUGUUACAUUUAUUAUAUUGUAUUUCUAUACUGCUGUAACAUGUGGAAUAAAGGUUAGCUCUGAAAA
Messenger RNA from Lepisosteus oculatus (spotted gar), 2324 nucleotides. The record is from RefSeq and is a predicted model, not a curated record. NCBI's taxonomy places the organism in Eukaryota, Metazoa, Chordata, Actinopteri, Semionotiformes, Lepisosteidae.